This is a messenger RNA of Closterium sp. NIES-65, 1158 nucleotides long. The record is from the annotation of a GenBank genome assembly. NCBI's taxonomy places the organism in Eukaryota, Viridiplantae, Streptophyta, Zygnematophyceae, Desmidiales, Closteriaceae.
AUGGCUUCUGGUCAAGAGAUGGAUGCUACUAAGGAGGUGUCUGUUGUUGGCAAUGAAGGAGAUAAUGCUGCUGCUGCUGCUGACAUUGAUCUCAACCUUGAGGACUUCGUGGUUGACAUGGAGAUCAAUGGAAGUGAAGCUGACCUUGAGGUUGAUGUUGACAAUGAGGAUGAGGCUGGCUCUGCUGAGGGUGUCUCUAAUGAGACUGAGGACAUCGCUGUUAAGAUUCAGACUCAAAUCACGGAGCAUAACAUUCUCAUUGGAGAUCAGCACUGCCGCAUCCAGAACUUGGAAGCUGAUUCUGUUAAGCUUCAGGCCUUGAUUGAGAAGCUGACCAGGGAGGUGCAGUCGAUUCCUAAGGGAAAUUACACCUCCAGCUUCAUCCACGACCUGCAGACCACUCUCCAGUUCGUGCAAGAUCAGCUCAAGAAGCAAGAGAAACACAUCUCUGUGCUUCAGACUCACCGUGCUGCACCUGCUGAUGCACCUCCUGCUGUUCCUCCUCCUACUGGAGCACGUGCUGAGCCUCCUACUGCAGCAGCAACUGCUUUUGGCUCCUGCCCUUCGGCCCUGCCUCGUUUUGUCCAUGGCAAAACUGACGUUGAGGCUUGGCUCUCCAUUGUGGAGGACUUUAUGUCCAUCCACAAUGUGCGUAGCGAGGCUCGCGUAGUCGCUGCGACCCUUGCCCUGGACGACACUGCGAGCAAGUUGGUGUAUGCCAAUAAGCGCCACGCAGAGGCUAAUGGCCAUCCUUUUGGCUGGGAGGAGUUCAAAGCUGCCAUGCUGGCGGCAUUCCUGAGUCAGCCCCUGGCGCUCGAGGUGCGUAGCCGCCUGGAGAACAUCCAGUGCGGUGACCAGCCUGUACGCGAGUACGCCAAGGAGUUUGAGAAAACUCUGUCGCUGCUGAAGACUGCUCUUCCUGAGAGCGAGGUCAUCCACCAGUUCUUCAAGGGACUCCCUGAGCACAUCAAGCGUGUGCAUGUUGUGCGUGGGGAGCACCAGUGGAGGACCUACAAGGAGUGCAAGGAGCAUGUCAUUGACACGGAUGUGAAUUUCCGUGUGUACAUGACUCACGCACGUGCUCAGCAGCAGCCUAGUGCCGAAGGCUCUAGGGGGGGUAGUAGCAGGACUCAGGCCCACAGGGGCGGUGGCUCUUAG